Bombus pascuorum is the source of this 3869-nucleotide messenger RNA. It is a transcript of the gene dgo, whose product is annotated as ankyrin repeat domain-containing protein 6. The transcript has 10 exons. Gene Ontology annotation, molecular function: protein binding. The record is from RefSeq and is a predicted model, not a curated record. Bases 730 to 3171 code for a protein of 813 amino acids. NCBI's taxonomy places the organism in Eukaryota, Metazoa, Arthropoda, Insecta, Hymenoptera, Apidae.
UCGAGUUUCGUUAGCUUCUAUCGCGCAAGUAUAUUCGUGCCAUUUCGCUUGUCGUUUCGAGCCAAUAUACGGCGGCAUUGAUGCCGCGAAGAACGUGUUCGAUGGUGAUAUCAACGCCCGCAUGAGAAAGUUGCGACCAUCGAUUCGCUAUUACUUUACUUAAACGGACUUCUGGUCUCUUCGCCUUUGUAUCUCGAGCAUUUUCACAUAAUGCAUAUAAUAUAUAGAUCGCGUGACGCGUUAAAAUCCAUUGGAAGAUCUAUCAAGUGCGUUUUAUAGUAUUUUUCUUCGAAAGAAAUUGUCAAACUUUCGCGUUGCAGCAGCAAACCUUUUGCAACGCUUGCUUCUGUCAAAUUUUGUAUUAUCACGUGUGAAGAAAAUGAAAAAAGUGGCGUGUCCGUAUGUGGAGUACCUGAAAUAAGCGUCGUUUUGUGAAAUAUUCGUUUGGAAAUCGGUGUCUGUGUCGACAAAGAGUGAAGGAGAGGAAGAAAAGAAAGAAGAAGAGGAAAGAAGAGGCAAAGCAAUCGGUACAAUCGUCGAGAGCAAAAUAAAUAUUUCUCUCUGUGUGGCUAGAGUGGUUCUAUCGACGAGUGAUCGUGAUGUGUUUUCCAAUCUAUAUAAUUGACGCAGUUUGUUGGUAAUAUGGUGUGAAACAGGUGAUCGCGUUUGGAUUACGAGUAUCUGGAAACUCACUUUCGACCAAUCAUGUAUGGCUGAUGCGUGGCUGGAAUGGCAGAAAAGUUACGCGAGGCGGCCGCACGUGGCGACGUAGCGCGAGUUGCGCGACUCCUCGACGAAGAUAUUAAACCACUGCCGGACGAAAAUGGCAGAAGUCCUCUUUUACUGGCUGCGGCAGGCGGCCACGUGGAUGUCUGCGAAACGUUGCUUCUUCGCGAAAUCGACGUCAACGCUGCGGACAAUACUGGCGUCACGGCAUUGCAGAGGACUGCUACCGAGGGCCAUUUGGAGGUAGUGGAAUUAUUGCUGAAACACGGCGGUGACGUUGCUCGACAGGAUAACGUGCAUGGAAAUUCAGCGUUGCACGAGGCGUCGUGGCGCGGAUACAGCAGGACGGUUGCCGCCCUGGCGAAGGCCCUUGGCACCCAACGAGCACCUCUACACGCGAGAAAUCUGGCUGGAUUCGCGCCGCUCCACCUCGCCUGCCAAAAUGGCCACAACCAAAGCUGCCGCGAACUCCUGCUGGCCGGAUGCAAUCCCGACCUUCAAAACAACUACGGAGACACGCCGUUGCAUACGUCUGCCAGGUACGGACACGCCGGAGUGACGAGGAUUUUGAUCUCUGCGCUUUGUCGAGUAUCGGAUCAGAAUAAAAACGGCGACACGGCGCUGCACAUCGCGGCGGCCAUGGGACGUCGGAAGCUGACGAGGAUCCUGCUGGAGGCUGGCUGCGACCGUAGCCUGCGGAACAAGCAGGGGGAGACCGCGAAGGACAUCGCCAGGCGCAAGAACCUGCAAGAGAUAUUGGAGAUAAUCGGUAAAGCGCGAAGCAAGAGCAGAACGCGGAGCAAGAGUCGCGAGGAGGAGAGUACGCCGGCGACUCUGGACAAGGUCGACGGGAAGAGCAGCAGCAAGAACGAGAAGAAGCGAGAGAAGACCGGUAGUGGGACCAGCGGCAGCAGGGAUAGUUGCACGAAGAAGGAGAAAAAGAAGCACAAAUCGUCCGCCAAGCAGAACAAGGUGCACUUCGAGAAGGCCGUGAUGGGCAGACAGUGGUCACCGUACGGUUGCCACUACUAUCCCGAUCCGGAAGCGUUUCCUCAGCCGCGUUUGGAUUCCCUGCCACCGGAUCCAUUAGGCCGUGGCGAACAGUACUAUUUGGACCUGGCUGGAAACAUCAGGAAGGGUCCGGUGGGAGUGGGAUACACGUGCUACUGUGCCCCGUUCUUCAGGCACAUGGAGGCCAAGUUGGAGAGGGACAAGGCUGAGUUGAAGGCUCAUAUAGAUCAGGCGCACGAGAGAUUGGACUUGAAGGUGGCGAAUUUGGAGAGGAGGACCAGAGGGCAAAUCUCGGAAUUGACGAGAUGCGUGGCGGCGGAAAGGUCUAGGUGCGACGAGAGGCACAUGCAUCUUCAGCAACGUCUUUCCAGAGGUGGGAAAGGAAGACACAGCGAAAGACCGGCUAAAGCCACGUUCAACAACGAUCAACAGUUCCCACCUGCUCGUGCCAGGUCUCUGGAGGAUCUGCUGGACGACAGACCUCACGAUAGAAGCUUCGAGAUCCCCGGAGAGACACCGAUUCAUCGAGGUAGCCUCGACGAUCUUGAUAUUCCUGCUAUACCGCGACUCAGCAAGUCCAUGAGGGACCUACCGUCCGGUUCUGGUGUCUCGAGGUCAACGCUGAGGGUACUCGACGUGCCUGCCAGAUUGAACGAAACCUUCGACGGCGUAAUCAAACAGGAUCGUAGCUCGCCGCUAGGCGCCGCCUCUUCGCCGUCGAUCGGAUCCAGACAACAGGUCCAUCAGCAACGCCAGGAUCUUUCAUCUCGAGAUCACGGCAUAAAUUCGUGCCAGGACGAAAGUAGCGCGACGCGAAAGAACGAGGACACGUCGAACGAGUGGAAAUCUUCAGGGCGACGCAGCGUGCACGAGAUGAUUAAGCGAUUUCAACAAGUACCUGGCAUGCAUAACGGUUGGAGGGGCCCGCGUUCCGGAAGCAGCGAACCCACCAGUCCAGAGCACAGUCAGUGUUCUCAAAAUCAAAGAGUCCAACCACAAGGUGGUGUAGGAAACAGCUGGCGUGGCGAAGGCAAUGACAGCGAGAGUAGCGAGGGAGACGAGGACGAGCAACCGGAAGCAUUAAGCGGCGGAAUUCCUGGAAAAGGAGUGAUAUCAGAGCACGUGCAUUACGACAGUAUCGCCAGAAUGCCAUAUAGGUCCCGUAAUGCGGUUUAUAGCCCAACACCGCCUUUGCAUGACGCACAUAAUGAUUCUGGAUAUAGCACUCGCAUGUACGGUUCUAGCAAAGGUGCUUCACCUUCGUUAUCAGGUCAAUUAGAGUGCGACGUAAUUCUUCCGACCUCACCAAACGCAUUCUCCAGUGGAGAACAACUGGCUGCACUGUUAGAACAACCGAGGAACCAUGAUCUUACGGUCUACGAACGCGGUGCCGAUAAUUGCGUUAUUAAUAUCGGAACAGCCAGUCUUGUUUAACAUGUAUCAUUUCGGUCAACGUAUUAUUUGGAAACGAAUUCUGUACUUCCAAAGACAUCGAUAUUUUGUAUAAGUUGAUGAUACCUACUCAGGUGUUAAUGUAAUUUUUUUUUUUUUUUUUUAUAAAGAUACGUGUAAAUUUAAAUUGGUUAUUUUGUUAAUAGAUUCUUUUGUACAAAAUGAUUCUUGUUUCAAAGAAUAGAAUAUUGUCGUUAUGUAAAUAAUUUAUAAACGUACUUUGAACGGUAACGUGUUGAAACUUACCGAAUCUCCGUCUAGAUUUAUUGUCGCAAAUCGAACGUAUUUAUUGUCGCGAAAAGUUUUAUCAAGUGCUGUUGAAAUUAUGAAAAGAUGAGAGAAAAUAAAGUAUUAAAGAAUUCUCUACAAACUGAGUAGAAUAAGCAUAGAUAAUUCUUUUUUAAUCAGUAUGUAACGUUCUGUUAAAAAUUAUUAAUAUCAUCCUCGUAGGAGGAAAGAUUACGUACCUAUAAACCGCCAUGUGUGUACCAUAAUAAUAGAUUGAACUAUAUCUAUUUAUUAUGUAAAUGCUUCUUUCUUCAUUCACAAUACUGUUAUAUCACUAGUAAAUACGUCGAUUUAAUUUUGUACGAUUGUAAUUAAAGACUACGUGUCUCGUUCAAAAACUGACUGUAUUAUGGAACAAUAAGCGUGAUUAAAUAACAAAUGAAAUCUCUGAA